Molecule: messenger RNA, 4694 nt
Organism: Nannospalax galili (Upper Galilee mountains blind mole rat)
Lineage: Eukaryota; Metazoa; Chordata; Mammalia; Rodentia; Spalacidae
Gene: Wdr62
Product: WD repeat domain 62
Exons: 32
Coding region: 1-4620 (1539 amino acids)
Biological process (GO): mitotic spindle organization; neurogenesis; regulation of mitotic cell cycle
Cellular component (GO): mitotic spindle
Molecular function (GO): protein binding
Source: RefSeq, a predicted model, not a curated record
AUGAUGGCGGCCUUAGCGGCCGGAGGCUACGCGCGGAAUGAUACGGCCGAGAAGCUGUUUUCUGUCAUGGCGGGAGUUCCGGCGCGGAGAAACCAGUCCUCGCCGCCUCCUGCCCCACCGGUCUGCCUCCGGCGGCGGACGCGACUCGCCGCGGCGCCCGAGGACACGGUGCAGAACCGGGUGACCCUUGAGAAGGUACUUGGCAUCACAUCUCAGAACAGUAGUGGGCUAACCUGUGACCCUGGUACAGGCCACGUGGCCUAUCUAGCAGGCUGUGUGGUGGUGAUUUUGAACCCCAAGGAGAACAAGCAGCAGCAUAUCUUUAAUACUGCCAGGAAGUCUCUGAGUGCGCUAGCCUUCUCCCCAGAUGGGAAGUACAUAGUAACAGGGGAGAAUGGGCACAGGCCAGCCGUGCGCAUCUGGGACGUGGAGGAGAAAACUCAGAUGGCAGAGAUGCUGGGCCACAAAUAUGGCGUGGCCUGUGUGGCCUUCUCACCCAACAUGAAGCACAUCGUGUCCAUGGGCUACCAACACGACAUGGUCCUCAAUGUCUGGGACUGGAAGAAAGACAUCGUGGUGGCCUCCAACAAGGUGUCGUGCAGAGUCAUUGCCCUCGCCUUCUCUGAAGACAGCAGGUAUUUUGUCACCGUUGGGAAUCGGCAUGUGAGGUUUUGGUUCUUGGAAGUCUCCACAGAAGCAAAGGUGACAGGCACAGUGCCCCUGGUAGGGCGCUCAGGCAUCCUGGGUGAGCUGCACAACAACAUCUUCUGUGGUGUGGCCUGCGGCCGGGGCCGGAUGGCAGGCAAUACCUUCUGUGUGUCCUACUCGGGCCUCCUCUGCCAGUUCAACGAGAAGAGGAUGCUGGAAAAGUGGAUCAACCUGAAGGUCUCGUUGUCUUCCUGCCUCUCUGUCAGUGAGGAGCUGAUCUUCUGCGGAUGCACAGAUGGGAUAGUCCGUAUCUUCCAGGCCCACAGCCUGCACUACCUCUCCAACCUGCCCAAGCCGCACUACCUUGGAGUAGAUGUAGCACAGGGUCUGGAUCCCAGCUUCCUCUUCCACAGAAAAGCAGAAGCAGUCUACCCAGAUACAGUGGCGCUGACUUUUGACCCCAUCCACCAGAGGUUGUCCUGUGUUUACAAGGACCACAGCAUCUAUAUCUGGGAUGUCAAGGACAUCAACAAAGUUAACAAGAUGUGGUCAGAGCUCUUCCACAGUUCUUUCGUCUGGAAUGUGGAGGUAUACCCUGAAUUUGAAGAUCAGAGGGCUUGCCUGCCGUCCGGGUCUUUCCUGACUUGCUCCUCCGACAACACCAUCCGCUUCUGGAAUAUGGGUAGCAGCUCUGACACUCAGUGCCAGAAAAACAUCUUCAGCGAUACCCUGCUGAAGGUAGUGUAUGUGGAGAAUGACAUCCAGCACCUACAGGACAUGUCCCACUUCCCAGACCGGGGCAGUGAGAAUGGGAUGCCCAUGGAUGUGAAAGCCGGGGUUCGAGUCAUGCAGGUCAGUCCUGAUGGCCAGCACUUGGCUUCAGGCGACCGAAGUGGAAAUCUGAGGGUCCAUGAGCUGCAUUUCAUGGAUGAGCUGAUCAAGGUGGAGGCCCAUGAUGCUGAGGUGCUAUGCCUGGAGUACUCCAAGCCUGAAACAGGAGUGACCUUGCUGGCCUCAGCCAGUCGGGACCGACUCAUCCAUGUGCUGAAUGUGGAGAAGAACUACAACCUGGAGCAGACUCUGGAUGACCACUCCUCUUCCAUCACAGCCAUUAAGUUUGCUGGCACCAGAGAUAUCCAGAUGAUCAGCUGUGGGGCCGACAAGAGCAUCUACUUUCGUAGUGCCCAGCAGACCUUGGACGGACUGCACUUUGUCCGUACCCACCACGUAGCAGAGAAGACCACCUUGUAUGACAUGGACAUUGACAUCACACAGAAGUACGUGGCUGUGGCUUGCCAAGACCGCAAUGUGAGGGUAUACAACACUGUGAACGGCAAGCAGAAGAAGUGCUACAAGGGCUCCCAGGGUGACGAAGGGUCCCUGCUGAAGGUCCACGUGGACCCCUCAGGCACCUUCCUGGCCACAAGCUGCUCAGACAAAAGCAUCUCAGUGAUUGACUUUUACUCUGGUGAAUGUGUUGCCAAGAUGUUUGGCCAUUCAGAAAUCGUCACUGGCAUGAAGUUCACCUAUGACUGCCGUCACUUGAUCACGGUAUCUGGAGACAGCUGCGUGUUCAUCUGGCAUCUGGGCCCAGAGAUCACCUCCUGCAUGAAGCAGCACUUGAUGGAGAUCAACCACCAGGAGCAGCAGCGGCAGCCCAAGGACCAGAAGUGGGACAGCCACACCAGCCAGGAGACAUAUGUGACCUUGCCCAGCAAGAUUGGCUCCCUGAGCCCUGGAGAACAGACAGAGGAUGAGAUGGCAGAGGACUGUGACCCAGAAGAACUGCUGAAAACGCCUUCCAAAGAGAGCUUGGAUCCAGAUCCUCAGUGCCUGCUGACCAACGGCAAGCUGCCACUCUGGGCAAAGCGGCUGCUAGGAGAUGAUGAUGCAGAUGGCUCAACCUUCCACGCCAAGCGUAGCUACCAGCCGCAUGGCCGUUGGGCAGAGCGAGCUGAGCAGGAGCCCCUCAAGACCAUCCUGGAUGCCCAGGCCCUGGAUUCCUACUUUACACCCAUGAAGCCUGAGGGUCUGGAGGACUCUAUUCUGGACACAGUGGAACCACAGAACCUAUCGGGUCUACUGAGCGAGUCAGAGAGUCCCCAAGAGAACAGUGGUGGACAUUCCUCCUUCCUGCCUCUACAGAGGAAAUCCACUGAGACAAGGGAACUCAUCCUCCACUCCCCAGAGGUAGAGGCAGAAGUGACAGUCACAGAAAUAUGUAGUGAGUACUGCCAGAAGGAAGCAGAGGCAGAGCCUGAAGACCAGCAAGGCGACCCCUACCUCAGAGUUUCCUCCAUCAGCUCAAAGGAUCAGAGCCCACCUGAAGAUUCUGCAGAGUCAGAGGCCGAGUUGGAAUGCAGUUUCACCAAUGUCCAUUUCUCAGCUCCACAACCUAACCCUGACCCUGGUCUCCCCAUGAUGAUCCCCAAUGAGGCAGAACUCCCAAGUACAGAAGAGCUGUCCCAUUCUGAGGUGCCGGGCUUGGCCAGUGGCUCCUUGCCCCAGACCCCUGAGCAGGAGAAGUUCCUCCGCCACCACUUUGAGACGCUUACGGAUGCCCCUGCUGAAGAGCUCUUUCAUGGAUCACUGAGAGAUAUAAAGCUCUCAGAGGCUGAUGACUAUUUCUUCAAUCCCCGGCUGAGUAUCUCCACCCAGUUUCUAUCACGCCUCCAGAAGACGUCCAGGUUCCCUCCCCGGCUGCCCCUGCACCUUGUAAAGUCUCCAGAGGUCAAGUCUACAGGCCAAGCGGGUAGCCAACCCAAAGCAGGGCUCCUGAGAGCAGGUACUGGCUACACCUCCCCAGACAAGACUGAUGUCCUCUCAGGGCAGAAGGCUAAGGAGACUCGAGAGGCCUGGUACCCACCCACCCCUUCCUUCACAGGCCUGGCAUCCCACAUCCCUUCUUCCUCCGUGCCACCCGCAGACAGGAAGCCUCCAACAUCCACGUCUGUACCUGCCCUAGGCCUGGAUCAGGGUGUCUGCACCCCUUCUACCUGUUCUUACUUGGACACCACAACUAGCUCCCGUGCCAAAAUGUCACGUAGCAACUCCCUUGGGGACAGUGAGAGCCCUGUGACAGCUGAGCUGUCCAGGCCACUCCAUAGGCCCUCAUCCAUGGGGGAGCUGGCUUCCCUGAGCCAGGACCUCAAGGCCAUCCCUGCCACAGUGACACCCGCUUCUAGCAGUGAGGGUCAAGAGCCUACUCUGCCUUCCUGGGGCAACCAUGAGGCCCGGGCCAGCCUGAAACUGACCUUGUCCAGUGUCUGUGACCAGCUCCUGUCUCCACCCCCACUGGAGCCACCCACCACAUGUAUAUGGUCCCAGGAGCCUCUAGAUACCCAGCUUGGUAUGGCGGACACAGCAGCCCGCUUCCCAGUCCCUAGCCCUGUAGAUAUGAGCACCCUGAGGCUCCACAGCUCUACAUUUCUCCCUAAGGCCCUAGUCUUUAGGCCCCUUGCUCCUUCUGCCCACCACAAUAGCCCCCAACUUCCAGAGUCCAGGCCUGGGGUCCCUGGUAGCACCACCUCUCUCCUGGAGCCCAGCCCUGAUGUACCCAACAUGGCCCAGGAUAGCCCAGGACACUGUGGGGAACCCUGGAUGCCAAUUGAGGUGCUGUCCCCAGCACCCCUUGAGCUGGGUAGUGUGGAAGCCAUCUUGCACAGGCUGAAGACUGCCUUCCAAGAAGCCCUUGACCUUUACUGCAUGCUGGCCUCCAGCAAGCAACUGGGCCCCAAGCAGCAGCAGGCACAGACUGAGCUGGCCUCCACCUUCCACUGGAUCCACAGCCAGCUGGAAGCUAGAAACUGGCUGGCUGAAGCCGACUUAACCCCACCCCAGACACUGCCCAGCCCAGAGCCCCCAGCCCCACCUACACUGUGUCCCCUGGCUAGCACAGACCUGCAGGCCCUGCUAGAACACUACUCAGAACUGUUGGUGCAGGCUGUGCGGAGGAAGGCACGGGGGGACUGAGCCCACAGUCCCUCCACUACAGCCCUGCUGCUCUGAAGAAAUCUAUUUUUUAAGCCAAAUAAACUGACAGUGGU